GAAGUUGUCUAAAAACAUGGGUUUCACCAAACUUCAUUAGCAAACAAUGAUCUUCUGCGUUGAGUUUGGUGUCUGUAGAAGGUCAUUAUCAAAAUACACUUGGUCGGCAUCAAGUGCCUGGCAGUGAUCCAAGCAUGCCAAUCUUAUCACUCGAUCUGAAAUGUAACAUGGUAGGAGUAACAAAGUUCACUCCUAGCGAUCCAGAGACUCAUAGAUGGUUCCUCAAGUUCCGAUGCAUGAACUGCGGUGAGUCACCUGACCAUUGGCAAUAUCUAGUUAUCAAUGAAGUGCUGGAAGUACCUGGUAGCCGCGGAGAAGCGCAUCUGGUAGAGAAGUGCAAACUAUGUAACCGAGUCAACACUGUUGCCAUCGUUCCCGAUUCCGUUGGCUCGUACGAUGCUGCAGAACAUAAUGAGGAAUGGCAGUCCAUGUUGCAGUUUGACUGUCGAGGCCUGGAACCAUACGAUUUUGAACUUCGUAAGAACGGCUGGACCGCAGUGGGUAUAGAAUCCGGCACAGUGUUCGAUGACAUUGAUCUUUCGGAAAAGGCAUGGGCUGACUACGAUGAAAAAGCAGGCGAAGCGACGGAGAUCAGUGACAUUGAAAUUCGAUUUGUUCAUGCAAAGGCUAAAAAAUAA
Cylicocyclus nassatus is the source of this 638-nucleotide messenger RNA. Lineage: Eukaryota; Metazoa; Nematoda; Chromadorea; Rhabditida; Strongylidae. The record is from the annotation of a GenBank genome assembly.